UUAUAAUAUUAACAUUGAUCACCCAUCACAACACCCCAGCCCCAGCAUCACCUGUGUGUGGAGUGACAUAUUAAGACACGCCUAGAUACUAACUACCCUAUUGGACUGAGAUAACAAUAAUGAAAAGCUUUAGACCCACUUGUGCUGUGUUAUGAGUGACUGUUGUGGUCACAUUUACUUGGUGGCUGCCCCUCCACUUUGAAAAAAUUACAGAAAUUUACCUCGUUUUAGGUUUAAGAUUGUAUGGCAGCCGUCCUGUCCAGACCGCAGCAACUAUGAACAGUAGAGUCAAGGCAGAAACUCAAGCUACAGUGUACCAAAGAGUCUCCCUCUGUUGUUAGGACUCCCAGGUCACCCAUUGUGCAGCUCAUGUUCACCCUAAUAUUACUACAAUUCCAACAUCCUGGCAGUUAUUCUCUGAUUUUUUUUUUCUAUAUUUGCCUCAAAAGAUGAUGUUUAUGGCUCAUGAGAAAUUUUGGGGCAAAAUGAGAUUCAAAAUUAUCAGGCAAUACAAAAAUAUUAUUUAAUAUCUCUUACUGAAUUACAAAUUUUAUUUUCUUGUUUUCAUAGCUGGUGGACAGCACAUGCAGUAUCAGAUCUUUGGUAGCUGAUGAUUCACACAUCUUCUUUGCAGCAAUACAGUAUUAAUUUUGUUUUUCAUAAUGUAAGUUGAAAUUUGAAAUAAAUGGGUACUCUGGAGAUACCCUAUUUUGUUUUUUUAAAUAUCUCAGGAUUUUGUGUACUAAAUUAGUGAUAUUCUGUAAACUUAAGUAAAAGUUUCCUUAUUUAGAAUGGUCACAAACACAAGAAGCCUCUGUAGUGUUCAGAAUGUAUUUUAUCCUUUAGAAGAAAAAGGAAGUUUAAUUGUUACAAUCAGAAGAUAUGCUUGUUUAGUGGUAAAGAGGUACCGUACUGUAUUAAUUCCUGCAGGUGAAAAUAUUCAUUUAGAAAUAUGGAGAAUGACACUGCAGUGAGGCCAUUUCAGUGUUCAGAAUGUAGUAAAAGCUAUAACUCUAAAAAGAGCUUAUGGAAGCAUAUGGUAGUGCACAGAGGAGAAACACAUCAGUGUUCAGUAUGUUUUAAAUCUUUUCCACAGAAAUAUAGACUUAUAGAACAUGGGAGAGUUCACACCAAAGAGAAACCAUACCAGUGUUCCAUAUGCAAUAAAGCUUAUCGGCAAAAUUGCAGUCUGGUUAAUCACAUGAUAGUUCAUACUGGUGAGAACCCAUUCCAGUGUUCAAAGUGUAACAAGUCAUUUGGCUUGAAAAGUUAUCUAAUGAAACACAUGUCAGUUCACUCACCAAUUCAGUGUUCAGUGUGUCAAAAAUCCUUUGUCCGAAAAGAGAACUUAAAGAAGCACAUGAGUGUUCACACGGGAGAGAAAAUAUACCUGUAUCAUUGUUCAAAUUGUAACAAAGCUUUUAAUAAGAAAGGGAGUAUGUUAGAUCAUAUGAGAGUUCACACAGGUGAGAAGCCUUUUCAGUGUUUACAGUGUAAUAAGUCUUUUAGUCUGAAGUCUAAUUUAUUAAGGCAUGUAACUUUGCACACUAAAGCUAAGCCGUUCCAGUGUUCAGAAUGCAAUGAAUUCUUUAGCCUCAAGAGUUACCUAGUAAAGCAUAUGAGGAUUCACACUGGUGAGAAACCAUACCAUUGUUCUGAAUGUAAUAGAUCUUUCUCACAGAAAGGAACUCUAAUAGAACAUAUAAGAAUUCAUACGGGUGAAAAACCUUUUGAGUGUCCAGAGUGCAGCAAAACCUUUCAUCGUAAGAGAACCUUUGUAGAGCAUAUGUCAGUUCAUCAAGGAGAGAGAAAGUUAUUUUAUGAAAAUAAUGCUAUGAAUUAUCAGAUAUUGUGCACAUCACCUCAAACUGAAGGUAGCUAUGACCAGUCUUCCCCGUGUGAUAUGGAAACAUCUUUGAAGCAGACAAAUAGUGAUCCUAUGAUAAAUUCUUCAGCAGAGGUAAUAGACUGCUCUGUGGCAGGAAUUAAAGGGGAAAUAUUUGACCCAGACUCCAUCAUAUCAAUGACAGAAGAUCCACUGAAGGUGGACUCACAUCUCCAGAGUGACAUAAAGAUGGAGAACCAUGAAGAGAACUGUGUCAUCAUCAAGGAGGAAGAGUUAGGAAAUUAUUGUUAAAAAAGGUUACUGUAUUUGUGCAUCAGCCUUGUUUAUUUCUUAUCACGUGUGCUAAUGACUGUAAUCCCGUCCUUUUUUAUAUUAUUUUUUAUUUUUCACUCAUUUUGUCUGAUGGCAAAUAUAUGCAAUUAUUAUGAUAUUUUCCAUAUAACUUAUGCUUUUCUUAUAUUUGUUUUGGAAACUUAAAGGUCUACAGAUUGAAAACUCCAAUGUUGAUUCAAGUUAUUAGGAUCCAGGAUGCUGACAACUUUAUAAAUAUGUAGAGAAGAUUACACCAUAUACUGUAGAAAGUUGGAAUUAUAUCAAUGAAAAAAAAAGUCUGUGGGAGUAUCAUAUGACGAAUACUGUACAUGGAUCUCCUGAGGAUUAACCCCAACUUAUUUCAUCUAAUCUCACCUGUAAUGUAAAGGUGUUAAUCCAUCAGCUGAAAUAAGCUGGAGGAAUUAAACUUCAGGUGAUCCAAAUACUGUAUACAAUUGACCACAGUAUUUUGCCAUAUAACUGAGCCCUCUGAUAUUUAUAGCAAAUAUGUUGUCCUUCAAAAAUACUAAUAAACAAAAUGGAAGAUC
Molecule: messenger RNA, 2706 nt
Organism: Homarus americanus (American lobster)
Lineage: Eukaryota; Metazoa; Arthropoda; Malacostraca; Decapoda; Nephropidae
Product: zinc finger protein 501-like
Exons: 2
Coding region: 953-2137 (394 amino acids)
Biological process (GO): regulation of transcription by RNA polymerase II
Cellular component (GO): nucleus
Molecular function (GO): DNA-binding transcription activator activity, RNA polymerase II-specific; RNA polymerase II cis-regulatory region sequence-specific DNA binding
Source: RefSeq, a predicted model, not a curated record